Aspergillus wentii DTO 134E9 is the source of this 375-nucleotide messenger RNA. RefSeq lists its product as uncharacterized. Bases 1 to 375 code for a protein of 124 amino acids. The record is from RefSeq and is a predicted model, not a curated record. NCBI's taxonomy places the organism in Eukaryota, Fungi, Ascomycota, Eurotiomycetes, Eurotiales, Aspergillaceae. The transcript is spliced from 2 exons.
AUGUCUACCCAAGUUGAAAGAGAAGCCGAGGACUCUUACGAGGCAGAGAACGAUCCCGCGCCCGUUGAGGGUGAGGUCAUCGAUGACUCGUACACCAGAGAUACAAACCCCUACAUUAGCAAUCAGAUGCCCAUUCAGCGUGAUGGGGAGGACUAUGACGAUCCCAUGCAGCCGCCAUAUUCUAACAGUGAGCAGCAGCUAGGCGAUGAUGAACGCGAGGCAAUUGACCAGAAGAACAUCCUCCCUGGAGAUCGCCUGCGACAUGCAAAGCCGCGGACGAAAAACCAGUACAACGAGGGACCUGAUGAGGAUGACUUGCCGAGUGAUAUUCGAUAUGGCUUGUCUGGGGUUUCAGGGACAAAGAGAAUGACCUGA